AAUUUGAGAAUGUCUUAUCCCAGUGGAAAAGACAUGGCAAAUUGGAUGGGAGGGUUGCCAGAGUCUUUACAUUCCUCAUCCUUAAAUAGCAUUGCCAUCCCCGGAACACAUGAUUCUUUUAGCUGGGGUCUUGAUGUUACAGGAGAUAUUGGCCCAGAUAACCUACCUUUUGUCAAGACCCUGGUGCAGUUAUUUCCUGGGACUGCCAAGGCCAUCAUAGCCAAGUGGAGUAAAACACAGAGCCUUAACACAGUGGAACAGCUCAAGGCUGGGAUAAGAUAUUUUGAUAUAAGAGUCACUUUAAAAAAAGACACACAAGAACUUCAUGCAGUUCAUGGUCUGUACGGGAGAAAAAUGGAGAUGGAACUACAAGACAUCUCACAGUUUCUGGACAACCACUCUAAAGAAAUUGUCCUACUAGACUUCAAUCACUUUUAUAGCAUGGAUGAGGAGAACCACAUACAGUGUAUAUCUCUCAUACAGCACAUCUUUGGUCCUAAACUCUGUCCACUUCUGGACACGGACAGCGUGACACUGGACAUGUUGUGGGAGAAUGGACUUCAGGUGCUGGUGUUUUAUCAUCAUGACAUAGUCACAAACCAUCUAAACCUGUGGCCAGGAUGCACCAUACCGUCUCCAUGGCCAGACACAAUGGAUAUCAACAAGUUUAUCACCUUCUUAGAGCAGAACUACCGGCAUGGACGCUCCCCGUGUGCUUUUUACGUCACGCAGGGCAUCCUAACACCUGAUAGCUCCACAGUGGUCACCAAUCUGUGUGGGGAUUUGAGAAAUGCUGUGGCCAAGAGAGUGUGUGGACCUCUCCAUCAGUGGCUGUGCACCAAGCGGUGUGGGCUGACCACCGUCAAUGUUGUCAUUUCUGAUUUUGUUGAGAUGGAUAAUUUCAUAGGCACUGUGGUUGACAUGAAUUAUAAGUGAUAAAUAUACAGGUGCCUAUGUCAUCAUUCCUCCACAUUUGUCUUGUUAUUAUAAUACAGCAUUUCCAACAGUAAUCAAGAAUUGCAUUUACUUGUCUUAUUGACAAAUAUUUGUUAUGCAGGGUAUUCCCAAAUUUUAGUCAUAUAGGUAAUAACACUUUUUAAUUAUAAUGUUUUUUUUUUUUUUUCAAUUUCUCAAAUUUCCAAAGUUGUGGGACAACAGGCCUGUAUUGUUAUAAUAUCCAUUCUACAUUGCUGUUAAAGCAAGGAACAAUGUUUCUGAGUAAGUUCCAGCUAAUUUGCAUCAUGUCAUACUGGACAAUAUGUUGUGUCUAUAAGUAUACCAGUACAUUAGUAAAUAUCUAUAUGAUAUAUAAAUUGAAUGAUCUAAGCAGAUACUUAUGUGAUUAUAUAUUACUGUGAUAUACAGUAUUGAACACUUACUUCACUGGUCAGGGCCACAAUUUUUAAACAAGUAUUUACCCCUGUAGCAUCAGUUGUGCAUGUACAAUAUAAGAUAUUUUAAAAUUGGUACUCUAGUGGUGUGGGAUAUCUUGGUAUACAUAAUCACCACCAUUUUAUGACUGGUACUGAUACAUGUAGCUAGGUGAAUUGAAACUUAAUGUUCCAUGCACUAAACGGAAGAGGCAUUCUCCAAGUAAGCAGUACCUAUUGCCCUAGUUGGGAGCACUGUGGCAGAAGCAGCAUUAGGACUUAAAAUGUGUGCCUUUUUGAUUUUCUGCUACUCUGAUUGAUUGUAGACAGCCCUGGUAUUUUAUUUUAUUUUAUUUUAUUUUAUUUUAUUUUAUUUUAUUUUAUUUUAUUUUAUUUUAUUUUUGUGGGGGGAGGGGUUUAGAAAAAGCAAAGGCAGUCCACCAUAGCUUUUCCUAUACAGUUGAUGCUAAAUCUGUUAAUUGGGACAAAUUUCAAAAUUAUUAUAAUAAUCAUGACAUUCUGUGAACAUUCAAGGCAAUCUUUUACUGUUUCAAACCUAGGACAGACAAUAUGUUUUUUUUCUGUCCUUAGGCUAGUCCAAAUGCACAUUUUUCUUAUAAGUAUAAUACAGAAAUAUGUAUCCUUCCUUCAUAUUAUAUAACAAUUAAUGUAAUAUAGGGUAUAAACCUAAAACCUGUUGGGAUGGUGUUUUGUUCACUCUCUGUCUUUAAUAUUGUGCCCUGUGACUUAAGGGUGUGAAUAUUAUAAGGGAUCAUAGAACUUUUCACAUUGUGUGGUACACUUUUGUAUUUUUAUGUCAUUUUGAGAGACUGACAACACCUGCCUUAACGUAAUUAAGUGGAUCAUCUAGUAAAUACUCCCCUCCACAUGGCCAGUUAACCAGAUUAAUUUUGAUUGGUCCAAACAGUCUGUACCAUCACAUGUAAAAAGGGCAUAACCAUUGAUGUCAUCACCGUUGUGUUUUUACAUGUAUGUCUCAAGUUAAAAAUGGCUAUGGUUUAAUCCUAGGCCUUGUUUUUCACGAGAGCUAUAGACCUAUAGCUCUAAGGCAGGCCUAUGAAACUUUCAGACGAAGUUCUUAGUGUUUGAAAAUAUUUUCAUAUUAACUGUUUCUUAUUACCCAUUAAGUUGGCAAGUGUACCAAAUUGAUUGGACUUUUUCCCCAAAAAAAAUUAAGUUUUUAAAGAAGUUAAGCUGCAUUUCCUUUAAAAUAUUUUUCAGAGGAUGUUCA
This is a messenger RNA of Lingula anatina, 2622 nucleotides long. RefSeq names its product PI-PLC X domain-containing protein 3. Gene Ontology annotation, biological process: lipid metabolic process. Gene Ontology annotation, molecular function: phosphoric diester hydrolase activity. NCBI's taxonomy places the organism in Eukaryota, Metazoa, Brachiopoda, Lingulata, Lingulida, Lingulidae. The record is from RefSeq and is a predicted model, not a curated record.